Messenger RNA from Exserohilum turcica Et28A, 1281 nucleotides. RefSeq lists its product as uncharacterized. Gene Ontology annotation, biological process: fatty-acyl-CoA biosynthetic process; fatty acid beta-oxidation using acyl-CoA dehydrogenase. Gene Ontology annotation, molecular function: glutaryl-CoA dehydrogenase activity; fatty-acyl-CoA binding; flavin adenine dinucleotide binding. The record is from RefSeq and is a predicted model, not a curated record. The coding region runs from base 1 to 1281 and encodes 426 amino acids. Gene Ontology annotation, cellular component: mitochondrial inner membrane. The transcript has 4 exons. Lineage: Eukaryota; Fungi; Ascomycota; Dothideomycetes; Pleosporales; Pleosporaceae.
AUGCUUCGCCCGAUGUACAGACAUGCCUCUGGGCAAUUGCGCGCCCCAGUGCGGGCCGCGCCUAUGGGAAAGCGCUAUCUGCAUACUCCCGUGGCCUUUGACUGGCAAGAUCCACUCAAAGCCAACGAUCUGCUGACCGAGGAAGAGCAAGCCAUCUCAGAGACAGCCGAGUCAUAUUGUCAAGAGCGCAUGCUCCCCAGGGUAUUAGAGGCAUACCGCAAUGAGAACUUUGACAGGAAAAUUAUUCAAGAGAUGGGCGAGCUCGGCCUGCUCGGUGCAACCAUCAAAGGAUAUGAGUGUGCCGGCGUCAGCAGCGUCGCUGGCGGUCUGAUCACGAGGGCCGUCGAGAGGGUGGACUCGGGAUACCGCUCGGGCUACUCUGUGCAGAGUUCACUCGCCAUGGAAGGCAUCAAAGAGUUUGGCACUGAAGAGCUCAAGGAGCGGCUUCUGCCGAAGAUGGCAAAGGGCCAAUUGCUAGGCUGUUUCGGUCUUACUGAGCCCAAUCACGGGUCUGACCCUGGCUCCAUGGAGACGGUCGCAAAGGAACAUCCGUCCAAGAAGGGCUACUACUCGCUAUCCGGAUCCAAGACGUGGAUCACAAACUCGCCCAUUGCCGAUGUCUUGCUGGUAUGGGCCAAGCUGGAAAGCACAGGCAAAAUUCGUGGCUUCGUCGUAGAGCGUGACCAGUGUCCGCCAGGUACUCUCGAAACCCCACCAAUCAAAAACAAGAACGGGCUACGAGCGUCCAUCACUGGCAUGAUCCAGCUGGACGAGUGCCCCGUGCCCGAGGCAAACAUGUUCCCCGAGGUGGAGGGCUUGAAAGGACCUUUUAGCUGUCUGAACGCGGCAAGAUAUGGCAUUGCGUGGGGGACUAUGGGCGCGCUGGAAGAUUGCAUCGCAAGAGCACGCACGUACGCGCUGGAGAGGAAGCAGUUCAAGAACAACCCCAUUGCCAAGUACCAGCUUGUGCAGAAGAAGCUGGCCGACGCAACGACCGACGCUGCAUACGGAAUUCUUGCAGCCCUCCAAGUUGGCCGGCUCAAGGAUGAGGGCAAGGCUGCACCAGAGAUGAUCUCGAUGAUCAAGAGGCAGAACUGUGAUCGAGCCUUGGUCAACGCUCGGACGCUGCAGGAAGUGUUUGGUGGAAACGCAGUCUCUGACGAGUACGGCAUUGGACGGCACGUGGCCAAUCUGUUUGUGACGCAGACGUACGAAGGACAGAGCGACAUUCACUCGUUGAUUCUUGGCCGAGCAAUCACGGGCCUUCAGGCGUUCUGUUGA